Messenger RNA from Aphanomyces astaci, 372 nucleotides. RefSeq lists its product as hypothetical. Lineage: Eukaryota; Oomycota; Saprolegniomycetes; Saprolegniales; Verrucalvaceae. The transcript is spliced from 2 exons. Gene Ontology annotation, molecular function: 1,3-beta-glucanosyltransferase activity. The record is from RefSeq and is a predicted model, not a curated record. Gene Ontology annotation, biological process: cell wall (1->3)-beta-D-glucan biosynthetic process. The coding region runs from base 1 to 372 and encodes 123 amino acids. Gene Ontology annotation, cellular component: cell wall.
AUGGUAGGUGCCACGGCGUGGGCACUCCAAGAAGGUCAACGAAAACAACUUGGGCACCCAAUCGAAAAGUCGGCGCCGUGUGUAAAGGCCCUUAUCCGAGACGUGCGGACGUACGCUGACAAAUGCAACGGGUCGUUGCGACCGGUGCCCAUCGCUCGCGACAACGUCGAUAUCGAUACCUCCUUGCACCCCCGUGCUAGUUGGCUCGGCUACUACGACUGCCCCAAAGACGGUAAUGAAAAAACCCGAGCGGAAUGGUACGACCCAACGAAGCAACACCAUUUUCAAGGUGCGAACAACGUAGGAUUGGGUUCACCCCAUAUGUCGAAUGUGACACGACCAUCCACGUCACGUAUGGUGCAACUCACCUAA